Mangifera indica (mango) is the source of this 1334-nucleotide messenger RNA. Its product is annotated as cyclin-dependent kinase inhibitor 5-like. Gene Ontology annotation, molecular function: cyclin-dependent protein serine/threonine kinase inhibitor activity. Gene Ontology annotation, biological process: negative regulation of cyclin-dependent protein serine/threonine kinase activity. Bases 112 to 876 code for a protein of 254 amino acids. Gene Ontology annotation, cellular component: nucleus. The record is from RefSeq and is a predicted model, not a curated record. Lineage: Eukaryota; Viridiplantae; Streptophyta; Magnoliopsida; Sapindales; Anacardiaceae. The transcript is spliced from 3 exons.
AGCCCACCCAAACCCUACUUUGUUAUUCCAAUUCCAAUAGUCAUCGCGCGCUCACGCACGAAUCUUUCUCUUUCUCAGUCUCUCUAAGCUUUCAACUUACAAUACCAACAAAUGGGUAAGUAUAUGAGAAAGGCCAAAACGGCUGGCGACGUUGCCGUCAUGGACCUCUCCCUCGGCGUUCGUACACGCGCUCGAACCCUAGCUCUUCAAAAUGCUUCCAUUUCUCCUUCAACUGGUUCCUCUGCCGGAGCCAGUGGGUCCUACCUCCAGCUUAGGAGCCGCCGCCUCGAGAAGCCGCCCAUUCUAACGAAUGAUUCGGCUAAGCGAGCGAAGCCAGGGCCAGCCAAAGGAAACGAAAAAUGUGCUUCGGAGAGUCAAAAUCAGGACCCCAAUUCGGGUAAUCCCAAUUCGAGCAAUUCGAGGGCUAGGCUGAGGGUGAGUCAAGCGGAUUCUGGGUCUGAUCAAAAGAAAGAUAGUAAUAGUGAUGGAAAUGAAAACGUUGGGAUUGAGGUUGAAGGAGAAACCAACAAGGAUUUGGGCCUUGAAGCUUCUUUUGGGGAAAAUGUUUUGGAGAUUGAAGUAAGAGAGAGAGGCACUAGGGAAUCCACUCCAUGCAGUUUGAUAAGGCAGCCAGAGUCCAUAAGAACCCCUGGUUCUACUACUAGGCCUUCUACUGCUAGGCCUACUGGUUCAAUGGAGGGAAGGGGAGUACAGAAUUCAACUCAGAGACAAAUCCCAACAGCACAUGAAAUGGAUCAGUUCUUUGCAAGGGUAGAAGAAGAGCAAAUAAGACAGUUUGUUGAGAAGUACAACUUUGAUCCUGUUAAUGAUAUGCCACUCCCAGGCCGUUUUGAAUGGGAGAAAAUCAACCCUUAGAAGACUAAUGUUCCAUCAGUAUUUAUUUUCCUGCACAUUCUUGCUGAUCUUGAGCUUAGGAAUAAUGAAGUAGCAGGAAUUAGUCUUAGAUCUAACGUUGAUGGUGUUAUUACCAUUUUCCAUCAUCCUUAUUUUACCUGUAAAGAAAGAAGUAGGGCUGUCAAAGAUAUGUGUAGACUAAUGUUCUGUAACAUAACAGAAGUUGUGAGUUACACAACAUAUACAAACCAAAGUCCUUUGUCUAACAUAUCAUGUCGAGAAGAAAAGGGAAAGCUGGUUUUAGUGUUAGGUUUCAGUCAAUUAGGUCGGUCUUGUCUAUCUGGGUACAGAAAUUUACUGGAUCUUUUUCUUUUUUGUACUGUAUUCUCCCCCUCUCACUUGUCUAUACACUUGUACUGAUGGAACUUAAAAAAAAAAAAAAAAACUAUAUGGAAUAAAAAUGACCCUUUUCUUUAAUA